UGUUGAUGAUCCUUCCAAAUCUUCUGAAUAUACCAUUAAAAAAAAUGAUAUUUCAGAUAGUAGUUGUAGUAGAAAUGAAUCAGAUAAUGAUGAAUCAGGUAAUAAUGAAGAUUUCAAAACAUUUGAAAAUUAUGCAUCAUCUGAUUAUAAGCCUUUUCAAGAUCUAUCAGGUUUAGAAUUAAUAAUUAAUAGCUAA
This is a messenger RNA of Funneliformis geosporum, 196 nucleotides long. Lineage: Eukaryota; Fungi; Glomeromycota; Glomeromycetes; Glomerales; Glomeraceae. The record is from the annotation of a GenBank genome assembly.